Messenger RNA from Aspergillus affinis, 1110 nucleotides. RefSeq lists its product as uncharacterized. The transcript is spliced from 2 exons. Lineage: Eukaryota; Fungi; Ascomycota; Eurotiomycetes; Eurotiales; Aspergillaceae. The coding region runs from base 1 to 1110 and encodes 369 amino acids. The record is from RefSeq and is a predicted model, not a curated record.
AUGUCGGACGACGAAGAUUACUACGAUGAGUUCGACGAGAUCUUCUGGAUUGAGGAACCGGAGCCUGAAAUCGCCGAUGACCUAGCCGCAACCGCAACCUACGACGCCAUCUUCUACGAUGACCCCUCCCUCGAAGUAGAAGACUUUUACAGCGACUGGGACGAUGUCUCCGACGACUACUACGAUGAAGACCCCACCGCCCUCCGCAUCCAACGGGUCAUGGCCAACUGGCCGAACCGGGACCUGAACAUCAAUCCAGCCGUCACCGCCGUCUCCGCUCCUCCUACGCAGAAGAAACGGAAGCAUCAAUCGAAACCGAAGUCGAAAUCCAUCGACGCCCCUAAGACAGACGUCGCUUCGUUCCGCGGCACCGUGUGGCGCACCUCGACCGAUGAGACCAAAUCUAAGCUAUACGAGCCCGGCGACGGCGAGAAAGUGGCUUUGCUGAAGAACUGGCGCGAGGUGUUCCGCACUUCGCAUCCUGCGAACGAGAGGGCGCGGACACGCAAAGGCGCCGGCGCUGCGCCGGGCAAAUCGAGCAGCGGCGAGAAAGGUACUGGGCUGAAUGGGCGCACGCGAGCUGGUCACGGCAACGGCAACGGCACAGCGAGGAAAGCUACCCAGGAUGAUGGCAUGGUGGACGAGGAAUGGGAUGCCGAUGCGGAAAUGGAGACUUCAGCUACUGCUCCGGUCAAGGCGUUUUCUCCGCCGCCGGUGCAUGCGAGUCGCGUGGUUGAGUCGGCGGCUGAUGUGCCGGUGAAUUCGAAGAUGAUUGAGCACGAGUAUCCGAUCGAGGGACAUGAGAACUAUGAGGAGACUCUGGGAAUGAAGGCGCGGGAGUCGAAGGAAGGGGAUCGCACGCGGGGCAAGAAGCCUCAGCCUCAGGUGAACGGUGUUGCUGCUGGCAAGCCGAGCAAUCAAUCAACUGGGCAGCUUGCAGCGACAAGGGGGAGAAAACGCAAGGCUUCGGUGUCUCAUGAGGAGCCGACAAGCAAGAACGGUCCAGAAUCGCCCUCCGGUUCACGAUCUAAACGAAUUGCGUCGAAGAAGGUUGGAGAGACGGAUGAGUCGACGGGACCGGUGCGGAGGUCAGCCAGAAACAAGAAAUAG